ACAUUUUGUUUGCUGUUCCCUGCUUCCCCUUGAACCGUGACCGAGCGGCUGAUGUAAUGGCAUCUGGGGGAGAGAGAAUUGCAUGAAAACACAGAAGCAGCGAAGCAUGGCGAAGUACCUGGCUCAGAUCGUGGUGAUGGGGGCGCAGGUGAUCGGCAGGGCAUUUGCGAAGGCGCUGAGGCAGGAAUUUGCAGCCAGUAGAGCUGCAGCCGAUGCUCGAGGUCGGGCUGGUCAGCAGUCUGCAGCUGCUUCCAACAUCUCGGGCAUGACGCUACAGGAGGCCCAACAGGUCCUCAACGUCACCACACUCUCCCCCGAGGAAAUUCAGAAGAACUACGAGCACUUGUUUAAAGUUAAUGAUAAAUUGGUUGGUGGGUCUUUCUAUCUGCAGUCAAAGGUGGUGCGUGCCAAGGAGCGGCUGGAUGAGGAGCUGAAGAUUGAGAAGCAGGACCAGAGCUCCCAGACACGGAGUAAAACACAGCAGCACCCUGAGACCUGAGCUCAGGCAGCACCCCCCUCUCCCCUCCCCUGUAAAUUAUAUCUCCAAAAUAAAAUCUCUUUUCAGUA
Messenger RNA from Polyodon spathula (Mississippi paddlefish), 567 nucleotides. Its product is annotated as mitochondrial import inner membrane translocase subunit TIM16-like. The transcript is spliced from 5 exons. Lineage: Eukaryota; Metazoa; Chordata; Actinopteri; Acipenseriformes; Polyodontidae. Gene Ontology annotation, cellular component: TIM23 mitochondrial import inner membrane translocase complex. The record is from RefSeq and is a predicted model, not a curated record. Gene Ontology annotation, biological process: protein import into mitochondrial matrix. Bases 83 to 499 code for a protein of 138 amino acids.